CACUUAUCGUUAGCCUGGGCAACAGUCUUGUUUCUGACAUUUUGGUGGUACAAUGGGACUCGAACAGAUGGACGGGCCUUAUGGCUAUGAUGCUCGGCCGUCUGAUGCCCGGUCUGCCUAUGCGAAUUCAGCCUAUGCAACUCCACUGACCGAAGAUAUGCCUGAUCUGGGUGAUAUACCUGCUAUGCCUGCUUUGCCCCCAAAUGGAUUCCCGAAGCCCACCAAUGGACUAGAGAAGCCCGCGAAUGGAGAUUCGAAGCCUGUCGAGCACAUCAAGAUACCACGAGAAAUAAGAGCUGUGAAGGAUGCGGAGUCGUACGAACCGACAGGAAAGAAUAUUGUCAUAUGCCUUGAUGGCACAGGUGAUCAGUUCGACGCCGAUAACAGCAACAUCGUCCACUUUGUGAGCUGUCUGAAAAAGGCAGUCCCGGAGCAGGUCACAUACUAUCAAUCUGGUAUCGGCACGUAUGAUGGCGGUGGUGUCACCAAUGGCAUCAACGCAGGUCUCGACAUGGCUGUUGGCUCUGGCCUGGGUGUGCACAUUCGAGAUGCCUACAUGUUCAUCCAAGCACAUUACAAACAGGGUGACAAGAUCUGCCUGCUCGGUUUCUCCCGUGGUGCAUAUACCGCUCGAUGCUUGGCUGGUAUGAUCCACAAAAUUCUCGAACCAAAUGACCACCCUGCUAACAACUCCAAGCCGUUCGCAUACAAAUACUACAAGGAUGACACAGACGAAGGUUGGGCGAUGAGCCAGGAAUUUCGGAAAACGUUCUGCAUUCCCGUAAAUGUCUACUUCGUCGGAGUGUUCGACAGCGUAGCAUCCGUUGGCUUCUUCCCACGCAAACUGCCACUCAGCAGCACACCCACGCACCGAGCACAAUACUUCCGUCAUGCAAUGGCGCUUGACGAGCAUCGAGCCAAGUUCAAGGCAUGUCGCUACAAGGUGAAAGACAGCAUGGGCGAGAAAUACACAGUAUCUGCCGAGGAGGAUAUCGUGGACACCGACGCCCGCGAGGUGUGGUUCACAGGAUGCCAUGCAGACGUUGGCGGUGGGGCAGUCAAGAACGAAGUGAGACAUAAGCUGGCACAGAUCCCACUCCGCUGGAUGAUUCGGCAAUGCUUCGAAUGCGACACCGGCAUCAUCUUCAAGACGCCGAUGCUAGCAAACGAGGGUCUCGACAUUCAUACCCUGUGGCCGAGAUACGAGCCCCUCUCCAUCCCAGCUGGUCCGCCGCCCCCAGACAUGCUCGAUCGCUACCACAAAGGUCUCCUUGGCCCCAUCCAUCGCCGAUCCUCCCUCCUCGAACCCGUCGACCACAACGACGAAUACGGAAUGCAUCAUCUCAAGAUCUACAAAGAAACCGACUCAGAAAAGCCCUCGGCAGACUUACACGAACAUUGGACACCCGAGCAAGUCGAAGAUUACUUUGAUGCUCUACAAAAAGUCAACGAUCAACUUGUCGAUGCCAAAGGCUGGUGGAUUCUCGAACUCUGGCCUAUCAAAAUCCGCCAUCAAGCAAAGGACUCAGACAACUGGGUGAAAAAGGUUGGAUUGAAUCUGGGAACAUAUCGUGCAGUGCAGGAUAAGGCUCCAAAUCUUCACUGGACUGUCAAGCACAGGACAGAUCAAAUGGAAUACCGCGUGAGGACGAGAAUGGACAGGAAUGCUGAGUGGAGGGUAGUGGUUUAAGGACUGCACCUUUCGGUGGGAGCUGUGAGGCAAGCAAGGGAGAGGAAAUCGACCAGGAGAUGUGUAAGCUAGUAAUACCCCAGA
Cercospora beticola is the source of this 1774-nucleotide messenger RNA. Lineage: Eukaryota; Fungi; Ascomycota; Dothideomycetes; Mycosphaerellales; Mycosphaerellaceae. The record is from RefSeq and is a predicted model, not a curated record.